This is a messenger RNA of Penicillium macrosclerotiorum, 810 nucleotides long. Its product is annotated as Fig1 domain-containing protein. NCBI's taxonomy places the organism in Eukaryota, Fungi, Ascomycota, Eurotiomycetes, Eurotiales, Aspergillaceae. The record is from RefSeq and is a predicted model, not a curated record. Gene Ontology annotation, biological process: conjugation with cellular fusion. The transcript is spliced from 4 exons. Gene Ontology annotation, cellular component: membrane; mating projection tip. Bases 1 to 810 code for a protein of 269 amino acids.
AUGGCGGUUGCAAUCGGAGGUGGCCUGGGCCGUUUCAUUCCGAUGAUCGGUUACCAUCAUGUGCUGAUGAUCAUCAUCGCCGUAUCAAUAAUCUUGCUAUCACUAUUGCUGGCUGGAUGUUCUUCAUCAUCUCCCCAGAUUCCCGAUAUCUUCUUAAUCUCCAUGUACUACGAAAGAUACGAGCCUGUUCUCGAUAGCUCACAAGUAUAUCCGGACGUCGUAACAGCAAUGUCGAAUAUUGUCCGCAGUGCCGAGCUAGAGGUUCGAGUUGGGUACUUCGGUAUCUGUGUGCAACCUGAUGGUGGCUCUUUCAUCUGCAACGCAAAUGCUACCGCCCUAGCUGAGAUUGUCACUGUGGAUGCAGACCCUCUCAACUUGAUCUGGAUUGCUUCAACCUUCAAAGAUGCAGUAGUCUUCCCCUAUCUCCUCAUUGUUGCUGUCAUUUUCGCUUUUCUCUGCUUCAUUCUACUCGCCACUUUCCCCGGCUGGCACGACGAAAUUGACGAGUCUGGUUCAGAUAUUGAAGUCCGCCCGUUUCCUUCCCGGCCUGUGUCCCAAGUUGCUCUAGCUCUGAUCUUUGUCUCUUCCGUGUUCGUCCUUGUUUCAGUAUUAUGGCAACACACCGCAUCAGUUGCAGCCAGUACGAUCGCCCAAGAUUUCGGGAAUGGUGUCGUCAAGAGCGGUGUUGGCACUUCCGCCAUGGUGCUUGGUUGGUUCGGCUUUGUCCUUUUAGUCAUUGUCACAAUCGGCCUUCUUGUCAUGAUUCUCAGCAUCAAAAUCAUCAAGAAGUUGACCGACGACGACGAGUAA